This is a messenger RNA of Acipenser ruthenus (sterlet), 1327 nucleotides long. RefSeq names its product gamma-secretase subunit PEN-2. The record is from RefSeq and is a predicted model, not a curated record. Lineage: Eukaryota; Metazoa; Chordata; Actinopteri; Acipenseriformes; Acipenseridae. The transcript has 4 exons. Bases 179 to 484 code for a protein of 101 amino acids. Gene Ontology annotation, cellular component: gamma-secretase complex. Gene Ontology annotation, biological process: Notch receptor processing.
CCAGUGUGCUUUGCUCUUCGUCGCGUCCUCAAGCAGGAAGCGGGUGUGUUCGGAGCGAGUUCAUUUCGCUGAAUUCUUCGCAUCCUUCUUCUUGUUGUUGUUGUUGAUUCGUUUUCUCUCUCAGCUGAAGUGCGGUUGUUUUUUUCACCUGGAAUCAGUAACGCAAUCGGUGUGAACCAUGAAUCUGGAGCGCAUGCCGAACGAGGACAAGCUGAACCUGUGCAGGAAGUACUACCUGGGCGGCUUUGCCCUGCUCCCCUUCCUGUGGCUCGUCAACGUGGUCUGGUUCUUCAAGGAAGCCUUCAUGAAGCCUGUGUACACGGAGCAGGCGCUCCUCAAAACAUAUGUGAAGCGCUCGGCGAUCGGGCUGCUGUUCUGGGUGGCGGUUCUCACCACGUGGAUCACCAUCUUCCAGCACUUCAGAGCAGAGUGGGGCGAGGUGGCGGACUACCUGUCCUUCACCAUCCCGCUGGGGAUCCCCUGAGAGAGAGAGAGAGAGAGGGGACCCCAGAGCCCUCACCCCGCUCUGCCACUCAGAAUCACAUCCACCACGUUGCUUUAAACAGUCUCAUUGUCUUUCUGUGUCUGAAACAUUCAGGAUGUUUACUCUGAAAACCUAAUAGAUUCUAUAGAUAUAUAUAUAUACUGUGUGCCGCAUGCAUUGUGCUGUUCUGCUCUCUCUCUCUGACUGGGUUUGUAAUGGAGAUCAGAACAGUUCAAUCUGCUUGUAAUAUUGUUUAAUUAAAGGAUGAAAAUGAUGACGUGUUCCAGAGUGCCAAAAGUGCGCUGAACCCCCCGCCCCCCGCCCCAUACAGGAAAUGUUCCCCGUUUUAAAAGGAAUGCAGAGAUUUAAUCAGCCUUCAGCUGUUUCAUAGGAAAGAACCGCGUUUUGUGGAAGUUUUACAGUAGCUCCAAAUUAGCGUCUAUAUUCCGCUUGCCUGUAAUUCCACGGGUGGGAAUAAGACUCCUAUUGCACAGCGGUUUCACCCAUUCCAGGUUUUAAUACGAGCUUGAUCAGCCCCAGUGUGUCUAGGUAACAAGCUCAGGUGUGUCUGAUUAUUAAACUCACUGUAAACACCAGGAAUGGAUCACACUGCUUUGCAAGGGGAGUCUCAUUUCCGUCCCUGAAUUAACUUGUAUAAUCACUGGAAACACUACCGUGGCAGCGACGGCUCAGCCUCAUCUGAUUUGUGCAGCACAGCACUAAUACUUCAGACCCCAUCGUCUUUCAUCACUGAUGAAUUGCACACGCUGUAAUUAAUUAAGAACAGAUACUGGGAGUGCUUUGGUUGCGGGAGAAAUAAAUUGUUUUGGACCGGAAACUAAA